Messenger RNA from Didymosphaeria variabile, 3579 nucleotides. RefSeq lists its product as uncharacterized. The record is from RefSeq and is a predicted model, not a curated record. The transcript is spliced from 10 exons. Bases 1 to 3579 code for a protein of 1192 amino acids. Gene Ontology annotation, biological process: proteolysis; transmembrane transport. Lineage: Eukaryota; Fungi; Ascomycota; Dothideomycetes; Pleosporales; Didymosphaeriaceae. Gene Ontology annotation, molecular function: transmembrane transporter activity; serine-type carboxypeptidase activity.
AUGUCUGUCGAUCUUAAAGCUGAGGUGGCGCAAGGUGAACUCAAUGAAUACAACAUCACCCAUGGAAAGGUGUCGAAGAGUGGCAUCGUGCUUCGACCGCAGCCGACAAAUGAUCCAAAUGAGCCACUGAAUUGGGCGCAGGGGCAGAAAUACUCGACAUACGUAGUGUGCUGCUUCUUUACCUUCCUCGCCUUCAUGAACUCGUCUGCAUUCACAGUGGCUAUCCAACCCAUCAUUAAGGAGUUCCACAAGACAUCUACAGAGGCGAGCUAUCUGACCUCCUUGCAGGUCUUGGGAAUGGGGUUCGGCGCGCUUAUUUUGAUGCCUUCAGCUCGACUCUUUGGCAAACGUCCUGUCUACCUUGUGUCGAUCCUCUUCCUCUGCGUCACCAACAUCUGGUCGUACUUCAGCCACAGCUAUAGGUCAUUGUUAGCUUCGCGCAUCAUCGGAGGCUUAAUGACCGCUGCAGCCGAUGCAGUCGUGCCCAGUCUUGUCGCAGAUCUCUUCUACUUCCAUGAGCGCGGACGGGCUUUGAUGAUCUUCCACACGGCUAUUAGUAUCGGUGCAUUUGGAGGACCUUUCAUCAAUGCGUACAUCGCACAAUAUGCGGGAUGGCGCUGGAUGUGUGGUGCCAUGGCUAUCGCCGGAGGGGCGACCUUCCUUAUAGGCUUUGUGACCAUCCGCGAGACUCAUUAUGCGGAAAAUGGUCACCGGGAUCUGCUCAAGCCUGAGGAUGAGUACGCGACAAAGAGGUCGUGGAUCGCGGAGCUGUCCCUUACGAGAGGUUUCAACCGAAAUGAAUCGUUCCUUGGUUGGUUACUCAGGACCGUCAGCCUCAUAUUGUACCCACCUGUAUGGAUAGUCGGGCUCACUGUAGGAUUGUUCAUCGGGUGCAACAUCGCCCUCCAGAUCACUUCGACCCAGACAUUCACCGCCGCUCCCUAUCACUGGAAAGUACAUUCUCUUGGUCUGCUUUCUCUCUCAGGUCUCGUCGGUGCUAUCGUAUCGUUCGUCUUCGGUGGUUGGCUUAUCGAUUUCAUCGCAACCAGACUUACAGCUCGCAAUGCUGAACACGUCGAACCUGAAUAUCGUCUACCUGCGAUGAUCAUACCGGCUGUUAUCGGUCCCAUGGGUGUUCUUACAUUCGGGCUGGUUAUAUCUUAUGGUAAGAGCUGGGCAGGAGCUGCGGUGGGCUACGGUAUGGAAGGCUUUGGUGCCACGGCUGCUUCCAAUAUCGUAGUCACUUAUGCUGUAGAUGCAUACCGACCUGUGCCUCCGCUCUUUAUCGAGGCUUCGCUAUCGAGUUUGCUAUCCUCAUCACAUGCUGUAGCCGCCUGCUACACUUCAGUCAUCAUGUUCCAACUAUCGCCCAUCUUUUAUGCCUCCAUCCUGGGCCUCACCGGGUGCUCAUUGGCUCAGCAAUUCCCUCCGCCUGUAUCCUAUGAUGCCGUCCUCAAGUCACCCAUCGACCCUAACAUCACUAUAUCAUACAAGGUGCCGGAGCCCGGCACCUGCACCACUGCGUUCUCCUCUCAGAAGCAGUAUUCCGGCUAUGUCAACCUGCCGCCCUUUACUUUGGUACCAUACCAGCAAGAAUACCCGAUCAACACAUUCUUCUGGUUCUUCGAAGCCCGCAACAACUCCGAUACGGCGCCCCUCACCAUCUGGCUCAACGGUGGACCCGGUUCCAGUAGCAUGAUUGGCCUCUUUCGUGAGAUGGGCCCUUGCGAGGUCGUGCAACUUGAAGACGGUUCUUACGGCACACAGCCGAAUGUGUGGGGCUGGGAUCGUAGCUCCAACCUGCUCUUCAUCGACCAGCCCACCCAGGUCGGCUUCUCGUACGACCACCCUGUCAACGUGUCUUGGGACUUCAUCAAGGAACAUGUCCUCGAACCUCCGACGUCUCUACCUACGAAUGUACCUUCGUGGUCCUUCAUCAACGGGACUCUUGCCACUGGGAACAGGGCCAACGUUGAGAACUCAACGGUCAUUGCAGCAAGAGCGGCCUGGCACUUUUUGCAAGGCUUCCUCUCAGCUUUUCCUCAGUACAACCCUGGUCAGCGACCCAACCAAACCACCAUCGAGCCGACUGGUGUAAAUCUCUUCGCUGAGAGCUACGGCGGCCAAUAUGGUCCUGUCUUCGCAGACUUCUUUGAAGACCAGAAUGACCGACGUCGAGCUGGCGUGAUUCCUGCCAACAGUACGCUGGAGAUCAAACUCGAUUCGCUCGGCAUCAUCAAUGGUCUCGUGGAUACAAUCGUUCAGACUCCUGCCAUGGCCGCUUUUGUGUACAACAACACGUACGACCUGCAAGGCAUGUCACAGACACAGUACUUAAAUCUCCUCAGCGACUACAGAAAGCCUCGUGGAUGUCUCGAGAUGGCCUCCCAAUGCCAUACACAAGCUACUGCCGUCGAUUACGAGGGCGAAAAUCUUGAUGAGGAGACAACCUCCAUAUGCGAACUGGCCAGCAUUUCAUGUUGGGGUGUCCAGAGCCAGGCUUUGCAGCUUUCUGGACGCAAUCCUUACGACAUCCGGUUCACCUCGCCCAAUUCUUUCCCGAGUUACGCAUACCUCGAGUACCUGAAUCAGGCCAACAUCUUGCGGUCCAUUGGGGCGAAGGUCAACUUCACCGAAUCUACCACCAUGGUUAACGCAGUCUUCCACCAGACUGGUGACGAUGUUCGCGGAACUCAAAUCAAGAAACUGGCCGACCUUCUUGCCCGGGGUAUCCGAGUAGCUUUAAUCUACGGUGACGCGGACAUCAUCUGCAACUGGGUAGGAGGCGAAGCCGUCUCCCUCGCACUCGCCCACGAGUCGCCUUAUAGCUCUACAUUUGCCGCAGCCGGGUAUGCUGACAUCGUCUCUAACGACUCAUAUGUUGGUGGCCACGUCCGCCAAUACGGCAAUUUGUCUUUCUCUCGAAUAUUCGAUGCCGGACACACGACACCUUCGUAUCAAGCAGAAACUUCUUUCGUUGUGUUCUCGCGGAUUAUCCAAGGUGACGAUAUCAGCAUGGGUCGCAAUGUUGACCUCUCCACUUUCGGUACCGAAGGGCCUGACAAGUCUUUACACAAGAACAAGCUUCCUCCGCAGCCACAGAAUACUUGCUGGAUCCGCGCUAUUGCCGAUACAUGCUCCGAAGACGAAAAGGAUCAGAUUUACCAAGGGCUUGGUGUGGUAGAGAACGGAAAAUGGUCUGCGGAGCAGCCUGCGACCAAGCCAAAUAUUGUGCAGCGAUUUGCUCGGCGACACAUUAAGGAGCCCAAACCAACGCCGGCUCGAUAUGACAUCGACAAACCCGAGGAACCGCCAGUAUUGGACCGCCUACUAAAUCGCCGUCUCAGUGCGCCAAUGGAGCCUAUACCCGAAGCACACUCUCCUCGUCCAAGCGGAGAUAUACCGGAGCGUCUCGUGAGUGAGCAUCCGUUUGAGCCGACGCCUGUCAUUCAGCGUAACGCACAUCCAUCCGGCCCUGCCUCUUCUGGUGCCCCUGUACCGGGGCCCCCUAAGACUCAUGAGCCCACUGCUGAGCCAACGACACUGCGGCAACCGUCACCAGAGCCAGGCAAGCCGUGA